AUGAUGGCCCUACUCAAGUUGAUGAAGGUUACUUCAUGUCGUACUAUCGUCUUUGCACGGGACCCCGAGGGUUUUAACGAAGACGACUUUGACAUGGAUGAGCCCGAACCUGACUGGGAAGUCGACGAAGAUCCUCAGCUUACCGUCCAAUUGAGAGUGCAACGGUCACUCUGCCCUUUGGUAGAGCCCUGCAACAUUCCCAAGCGAUCCUCGUUGCCACCUGCACACGAGGCACGGCGUCCACAAAAGCUACUACGGCCUGACGAUGGCGGUGCUCCCACCGACAUCGGAUCCCAGGCUAAGGAUUCAGAUGACACUUCGCCCGUCGAAAACACGAACGUGGAUGACCAAGACGCACUCCUGACGACGAAACUGGCGAGUGCGAUCUUCGGAGACGGUCCUUUGACGCGCGAAAGCAGUGCCGUGGGCUAUCCUGUCAGCCUGAAGUCGCAAGCAAACUCAACGCCCACGUUUGACACGUACCUGGCCUACAUGCAGAGAGGGGUUUCAAACUUUGGAAAUCUCAGCGUUCGCCACAUCUGGUUCGGCACUUUCUUCGGCGACGACAAUGCCUCCACUACCACCACAGACGCCGACGCCCUCAGCUGCGUCCUCCUCUUCCCCCUCCCCUGCGCCAGCUUCAAGGGCACCGUCAGACUGGCCGCGUUCCAACAGCAUCAGCAACAGGAAACUUUGGCGGCAGACGACCGUCUACGUGGUGUUGUCGAGGCUCUGCCAUACGAGAGUGCCCUACACAGCUUCAUUGUGGGAGAUGGUGAUACCGUGCUGCGAUUGUUUGACGACGCGAAGGACCGAGAGGAGAUCACGAACAUCAUGGUAACUCGCAAAGACGAGAGACUACCUGGACCCUCACCAGCCGAUCUCAGCCUCCAACAAUACAACAGGCCACCAAAGGACUUGCACGAGUUUCUCCUCAACCAUAGCUGUAGCAGUGUCGGCGACGCUCGCGAGGAGAAGUCGUCAGAGGAGUGUCAGAUCGUUGCGCAUGACUGCAUUACUCAGGUGCCCCGCAACCACCAGCGGUAUGGCCAUAAGGUGGAUGGGGUAGUUGUGAUCUCGAAGUGGCCAGUGGAGAUCUGCUGGAUGGAGGCCGCAAAGAAGGACGGGGGAGCGAAUACUACCAAGUGCCUUCAUGACAGUAGGAAACUCAUAAAGUUUAUGAAGGACGGCCACGAUAUGAUCCAGGAGAAGGCGGAGCUAUCGACUAACGAUACAACCCAGGUUCUUGCCGUCAUCGUGCAGAUCCUCAAGCUGCGAAAGGUCAUCUUGGCCAUGGCAGCAUCGACGACGAGAGCUCUGGCGUCAAAGACUGGAUAG
Linnemannia hyalina is the source of this 1338-nucleotide messenger RNA. Lineage: Eukaryota; Fungi; Mortierellomycota; Mortierellomycetes; Mortierellales; Mortierellaceae. The record is from the annotation of a GenBank genome assembly.